Messenger RNA from Ictalurus furcatus (blue catfish), 2752 nucleotides. RefSeq names its product cytokine receptor like factor 2 (gene crlf2). The transcript has 6 exons. NCBI's taxonomy places the organism in Eukaryota, Metazoa, Chordata, Actinopteri, Siluriformes, Ictaluridae. Gene Ontology annotation, molecular function: protein binding. The record is from RefSeq and is a predicted model, not a curated record. Bases 1037 to 1843 code for a protein of 268 amino acids.
UUUGGUAAUCUCUGCUCAUGUUGGGAACUUUAUUAACUUUAUUUAUAUUUUUUCAUUUUUAGUAGUAAGCUUGUGAUUUAUGAGCAUGGGACAUACAAACAACUACAGUCAUUCUAAAUCUUACACUAAUUAUUAAUCAUAACUUGUGAGAACUUAAAUAACUGUGGGAAUAUUUGUCAGUAAAAAGAUUAUCUUGAUGCAGGCACCUGAGCCACCAUAUAUCCAUAGCUGCUGGUCACAUAUCAUUCGGCCAUCUGCCUCUGAAAGACUGUCCAUUAUGUUUUGAUCAUUAGCAAUAAUAUUUUACAUAGAAUUACAGAGAAUUAGGUAUGUGCCUCCUUCAUUCACUAUGAAUUUACCUCUCACCAACACAUUGGGUUUUUUUUUUUUUUUUUUUUUACAUUAUAUACAGGAUGACACAUUACCAAAGACCCGCAUUCAUGUUCAUAAAUAUGUUCAAAAAUGUACAGAGUGACUAUUAUUUUUCUAAGAAUGUAGGUUCCAUAUGUUUAGGAAAUCCCCAGUUCAACCCUCAGCUGUCUGUGAUGACCACAGUGCUGCAUCACAUGAAUUUUUCUCUGCAUUGAUGUUUUUUGGUUACUUUGCAUACAUUGUGGCAGCUUCGGGCUUUACAUAUGAUCAAAUGACUGAUUUCUUUUAAUAUCAGUGGAAUAACAGCCCCAAUAAUCAGCAUUCAAGAAACUCAAACAGGUUUUGAUUUAGAAAAAAAUUAAAUAAAAAAAAUCACUACUUUGUUACAAUAAUCUUUGACAUGGAUUACAGUGAAAAAUGAUUUUGAAUGUCAGACAUCCAGAUAUAAAGUCAAUAAAUAGGGGACUAUACUGUCAAAACUCUCAUGUGAAAUGUAUUGGCUGGCUUACCACAGAGAGAUUUUGCUAUAGCUGUGUUAGUAGCACAGUUGAAAUAGGUAGUGAGAAAGAGGAAGUGAGCAUGGUUAAGCGGUAAAAGACUAUAUAUUCUCACUGCGCUCUUUACUUCAUGAGAGAGUGACUGUACCCAUUGAUAAGGACCAGUGAUGAAGUGCUGCACUUGCUGUGUACUGCUCAUCUUGUCUGUUAUGCUCUGUGGUCAAUCCAGGGUCAAAUGCUCUUCAGUGGACACUUUUAAUAUGAAAAUUAGGAACACAUCACAUAGCAUAGAUGUGUCCUGGGAGAAGCCAGAUAAACGAAAACGUGAGCAGUGUUACGUGACCCAUGUGCAGUACAAGAGCCUCUGUGAAACUUCCUGGAAGAAUCAUACUGACAUUACAGGACUCUCCUUUGUCCUGCCUGCACCAGAUAUGAAAAAGAAUUAUGCUUUCAGAAUAAGGAUGAGUCUAGAAUGUACCCAAAGGCUCUGGGGAGAAUGGAGUCCAGUAAAAUACUGGAGGAAUGACACAGCACCCUGCAUGGCAGACACCUCGUCGUUUACUGUAAAGGAUUAUCUGUUGAUAACGAUGCUGCCACUGGCGGGUUUCAUGCUUAUCUAUGCACUAACACAUGAUCGGGUAAGAAGACUUGUCCUUCCUAUAAUUCCAGAUCCAAAGCAUACCCAAGAGAGAAUUUUAAACAUUGAACAGAUUCAGUGGUGGAGCAACUUUGCACAAGCAUGUGAAGAUUGCAAGGUAUCAGAAAUAAAGAUCUAUGACAGGGAGGAGGAGAAGGUCGAAAUCACUCUCAUCAAGAGCGAUCUUGAUGAACAACCUACUCACACUGUUCCUGGAAAUCAUGGCUUUGACCUUGCCACAAAUAACAGCAUGAAUUGUAUUUACUCUGCUGAUACAUCUGAGGACAACACUGUUGCACAGUGUCCAGCGACCAGACCAGGCUACAUCAUUAUUUAAAUACUGACUUCGCUUAUUUAAGCAUGGAUUAGGAAGAAAAAAAUAAUAGUGAACAAGUGUGCUGCUAUGCUACUGUGCGAUUGUCUUAAGUUUGUCUACCUAUUAAACACUGUAUAGAUAUGUUUUCUAAUUUAUACUUAAACCUGCAUAUUUCAAGACUGAUCUACCAGGCUGUAAUUCACUUUUUUUUUGUUUUGUCUAAACACUUUUAUUCUUUACUCUUGACGAUUUACCGAAACCCAAUCCAGUUAUCUUGUGCCUGUGUGCAACAUUACAGCUGGACAAAAGAGGGCACUCUUACUAUUCGGACGAGUUUGAGGAUGGUUGAGGUGUAUCAAAGGCAGCGAGGAACACACUCAUCAUCAUCACAGCUCACACUAAAAGGAGGAUAUAGGUUAAUUUGAAUGCCGAUUUAAAAGAUUAAUGUAGCUGCCUGCAUAAUAGAUGUGUAGUUUUAGUGUGAUGGCAUCAAAAAGCCAGGGCAGGAAGGAUCUGCUUCUGCAGUGUGCUCCUUACUGCCAUGACUGAUGAGAAAGGAAAGCAGGAAAAUAAACACAAGCAGGACAGGAUAUUCAAACACUCAUUAGGAGACACCCAUAAAGUUAAUGAGUCUGGUUUGCGCUUAAGUUUUCACAGAUUGAUCAGUGUUUAUAUUGCAUGUUGUCGGUGUAAUAUUUCUCUUCCAUGCACACAGAGCAGACAUGGGGCAGGCAAGUCUAUUUUAAUGACAUAUCAAUGAGAUUUAUAUAAUAUAACAUUAACAAAUAUAUCUUUGUUUAAGCAAUAUUUGAGGGCUUUUAAUACAGCUCAUUAGAAUCUUCUGAAUUCUACAUUGCAUAGUGAAUGAACCCUUCAUGAAGUGUGCAUCUUGCCAUAUUUGACACAUUAAUAAGGAGCUUCCUUUUCACA